AUGUUGGCCAAAGGUUUAAUAUUUGGGCGAUCAGAAAGAAAUAGAAAGAAACUUAAAGCAAGGAAAGAUUCAACCGAGAACAAUAGAGACGAUGUAAAUAUCGACAAAAGUUUAGACGUACAGUCAAUCCAGAAGGCACCCUUAAAGGGAAAAAGUCUAUUUUUGAAUACUACGAUUAAUGAUUUAAAAAGUAUUUAUGAAGUGCCUGACGAGCAGUUGGCUACGAAUAGUGACCCGACCUCGAUUUAUCAUUCUUUUGAAACUUACACAUUUGAUAACCAGUAUGAUAAAAAGUCUUUUAAAGUUAUGGAUACUGAUAUCCAACUUAUUAGUAAGCCAGAUAAUAUUUGGGGAGCCUAUAAUGAUUUUAAUUUCGAGGAUUAUUUGAAUCCUUUCUGUGAUGAUACAAGCUAUUUUCCGCUAGUAAAUGACUUAUCCUUCUUUCCUUUCAAUUAUGAUACAAUGGAUUACAAUUUAUUUGAGUAUUUUGUGAAAAAAAUAUGUCCCGUGUGCAUUUGCUAUUCAGAAAGAGGAAUACCCUCAGAAGCAGAUACUCCAAUAAAUUCCCAAAGUGAUAAGAUUAACCCAUAUCUCAAAUAUAUUGUUCCAUUAGGAAUGAAGUCUGAAUUACUAUUUAAGACAAUAGUAGCAAUUGCCGCAAACGAGUUGAAUAUUGUGCAAUAUCGUAGUUUUUAUGAAGACAUAGCCCGCAAUUCCAUGUCAUAUGUGUUGGAAGAGCUUCCAAAGUUGAUUCAUAAAGGAAAAGUUACAAAUUCCAAUAAUUGGGACGAAAUAUUGCCGACAAUUUUAAUGCUAUGUUUUGCAGAUAUAUCCACCGAGUGCGGUCGAAUAUGGAUCUUGCAUCUUAAUGGAGCGAAAGAAUUCAUCAGAUACUUAAUCGACAGUCAAGUGGAAGGUGAAUUAAGUAAAUUCGUUGUGAGGUAUUUUAUAUCACAUGAAAUAAUGGGACAGACAGCGUGGUCAGAUCAGCCAAAUAAUCUUCUUUGGGACCCAUUUUUUGAAGAUUUAAAGUAUGACUAUGACACCAAUAUCGAUUUGGUUCUUGGAUGUAGCCCUUAUCUUAUAAGUCUCAUUAAUAGUAUAACCAUGUUAGGUGAUUAUACAGAAACCUUGGAUUUUGGAUUAAAGCAUACUAGAGAUUCAAUCCAGCCAGACAUAUUGAAACAGAGAGAUCGAUUGGAAUUGGAAUUGGUUAAUCUUGAACAAAAACUAACGGUGGAGGAAAUCAACGAAUCCGCAGUAUAUGUGCGGCAGAUUGCUAGAGUCAAAAAAAUAGCGGCGAUACUAUACCUUUUUAUCAGGGUUGACCAAGAGCUUUAUUUUACUUUAGGAAAGAGCUUCUACAGACAGUGUCACCUUAGGUUGAAGAACAUGAGGCCUUGGGUCUUAGAAGCUAUAGAUAUAAUGAAUAAUAUGAACACAUCCUCUAUGUCUCUCCUUUGGCCUUUAUUUAUAGUGGGCGUGGUUUCAUAUGAUGAUGAAGACCAUCGCCAUUUCGUACUUCACAGACUACAAGAAAUGGAAAUGUCUCGUAAAUUGGCUAGUGUGAGGAUGGCGAAACAUACUAUUGAAACCUUAUGGAAAGAAAAAGACCUUGGCUGUCUGUUAUUAAACUGGAAAGAUAUGAUGAGAGGACGCGCGGAUACAAUAAGUUUAGCUUAG
Debaryomyces hansenii CBS767 is the source of this 1683-nucleotide messenger RNA. Its product is annotated as fungal specific transcription factor domain-containing protein. Gene Ontology annotation, biological process: positive regulation of transcription by RNA polymerase II. The record is from RefSeq and is a predicted model, not a curated record. Lineage: Eukaryota; Fungi; Ascomycota; Pichiomycetes; Serinales; Debaryomycetaceae. Bases 1 to 1683 code for a protein of 560 amino acids. The transcript has a single exon. Gene Ontology annotation, molecular function: DNA-binding transcription factor activity; transcription cis-regulatory region binding. Gene Ontology annotation, cellular component: nucleus.